AUGACCAGUACACAAGAUUCAGCCAUGAUGAUAUGUUAUCGAGAAUGUUUAUCAAAUCUCGAAAAAUUCAACGGUAGUGACGAGAGAAAGACAACACAAUUCAUCCACUACAUCGAACGAAUUGGAAAAAUGAUUAACGCGCGGGGCGAUAUUCUAUAUUCGAUGUGCACAGCAAAGCUCGAUGGUGAAGCGAAACGGUGGUACGACAACAACACGACGCUGGAUACAUGGGAAACCUUGAAACCAGCGUUAGUCGAACGAUUCACAACUACCGAUUCAUCAUCCAAAGUGUUUGAACAGCUCAAAGAACGGAAACAGAAACCCGAAGAAACGGUCACUUCAUACUAUGAUACCGUCAUUAAAUUAUGCCACGAGUACGACCCGACGGUGUCGCAAAAGAUGAUCAUAUCAUGGUUGGAAAACGGAUUAUAUGAAACCUUGAAGAUUCCAGUCAAACGUCAGAUGAAAUCAUUAGCAGAAACAGCACGCACAGCACAGACAUUCUUGAAGAUUGCAAAAGCUGAACAAGAAUUACAGCAUGAAAGCGUCUCCACACUCGAAACAACGACAUACACUCCUUAUUUUACUGACACAGUGUCAGCCACAUUACCAAAACCAGGACUGGCUUCGUCGGGCACAACACAAUCUCUUCCAUCAUCUGAAGCAAAUGCAGCGCAAGAAGAGCCCGAUGGUCGACGACGAUACGGAUACACAGGCGCACGACAACAUGUUUCCGUUCGAACACAAGAUACAUUAACACAACAACGUUCAUCAGCAUGGAAGAAGCAUGGGACAUCCGACACACAAACCCGGAAUAAUUUCACGACUCAAGCAUCAUAUGGUAGUUACACGCGAAGUACAUGUCGCAUAUGCGGCCGGGGUGAAAUCAAGCUCGAAGUUAGGAUUCAAGGACACAAGACUACCAUCUUUGCCGACGUCGCUACGAACUUGAUAAUCGACCUGCUGCUCGGGAACGACUGGAUCACAAAUAACAAUGUCAUCAUCGAUUCACCGCAACGAUGCAUACAUAUAACCGAUCACCAUCGUCGAAUCAAAGCCACCGCGUUCUUUCUCAAACCGCACGAUCUUCAAACAUCAGUACUACUUACCGAAGAUAUCACACUUCCACCGUAUUCGGAAGUUUACAUCGAUAUAAACAUUCCGUCACCAAGGAACGUUGCAGAUGAAAUCAUCUUCGAACCCGAUCCACACUUCUAUUCAAAGCAGAUAUUCCCGAUCAACGCGUUACUCACCGUCGAAAAUCAACGAAGCAAGAUAAUGAUAAUUAAUGGCAGUGAUCAGCGACGGACCUUAUCACGAAAUACCAAAUUGGGAUACGCAUCCAGCAAAUCUGACACCAUCAAUCAUCUCGUCUUAACUAUACCCGCAAGUCACCAGGAACAUGCACAGACGGCGACACUUUCGAAUGUAAACGAGAGGAAUGCUCCAUUAUCGAAGCGGUCCUGCUAUCUACUGUCGAACAACAAGAGGAAGGUCCCGAAUACGGACUUUGCCUGUCGAAACAGACAAUCGAACGUGCAUGAACAACAUCAAUGUUAUGUCUGUCAACAACAGUUCCUAUCACGAAACGGCCUACAACAACAUCUACGCGAUCAAUGCUAUCCACAAGACAUUCGCGAGAAGAUCGAAAAAUUAACGAUACACAUCGAAAAUCAAAGUCAACGAGAAAAGCUCCAACGUAUUCUAUGGAAGUACGGGAAAUUAUACGACCUCCGACAACCUUCGAUUAUCAAAAGAUUGGCUAGACAUGCAAUCGAAACGGGUACACAUCCACCUGUCUAUGCACCGCCAUAUCGCGUAUCAUACAAGGAUGAACAAAUUCAGAAAGAAGAAAUUGAUAAACUACUACAACAAGGAAUAAUUCAAGAAUCAAAGUCUCCAUGGUCAUCACCCAUCGUCUUAGUACGCAAGAAAGAUGGAUCAGUCAGAUUUUGCAUCGAUUUUCGAAAACUGAAUAACAUCACCACCAAAGACGCAUUUCCGCUGCCACGAAUCGAUGAUAUCUUUGAUCAUUUAUCAAAAGCAGGAUAUUACAGCGCCAUCGACUUCAAAUCCGGUUAUUUUCAAGGUGUUACGAACGGCGCUCCAACAUUUCAACGCAUCGUGAGUCAAAUUCUUGGUCCCGCUCGAUGGAAAUAUUCAUUAGCUUACCUCGACGAUGUCAUCAUCUAUUCAACGACCUUUAAUCAACAUCUUAUCCACCUCGACGAUAUUCUCAACCGACUGAAUGACGCAAAUUUUCGGCUAAACGUGAACAAAUGUCAGAUAGCGAAGACGGCAAUCGACUACCUUGGUCACCACAUCGAGCGCAGCAGUAUUCGUCCAAAUGCCGACAACAUCAGAGCGCUACGAGAAUGUCCACAACCCAUAACAGCGAAAGAAGCAUUUCGGUUUCUCAAAGCCACCGAAUAUUACCGGAAAUUUAUACCACGAUUCUCCAUGAUCGCCGAACCACUUUACAAGUACGCACCUGUAGCAAAGGAUCAACGAUCAAAGGGAGCAGUUACCGAACAAUUUACAUUAACGGACGAAGCACUCAAUGCAUUUCAAGAAUUAAAACGUAUCUUAACCGAAGACCUAAUAUUACGUAUUUCAGAUGAGCGUCGGCCAUUCAAGAUCCAGACUGACGCUUCGAAGAUUGGAAUAGGAGCUGUGCUCAUGCAAACAUACGCAAAUGGGGAUCUGCCGGUCGCUUAUAUAUCGAAGAAGUUUACAACCACACAAAUGAACUGGCCUGCAACGGAACAAGAAUGCUACGCGAUUAUAUACGCGAUCGAGAAAUGGCACAAAUAUUUGGAUGGUCGACCAUUUACAAUCGAAACGGAUCAUAAGCCACUUCUACCUUUUAACCGAAAACGACAAUUGAACGCAAAAUGCGAAUGA
Adineta ricciae is the source of this 2904-nucleotide messenger RNA. NCBI's taxonomy places the organism in Eukaryota, Metazoa, Rotifera, Eurotatoria, Adinetida, Adinetidae. The record is from the annotation of a GenBank genome assembly.